AGAGGAUCAUUCGGUGCAGGAUCGGUGCGAGAUAACGCGGAUGGCGGGCUUGGGAAUCCCAGUGAAGCUGCUCCACGAGGGCAUUGGCCACACGGUGACCUGUGAAUUGAAGACAGGCGAGAUGUACCGAGGGCACUUGAUGAAUUGCGAGGACAAUAUGAAUGCCAUGUUGGAAGGUGUGACCGUGACGGGUCGAGAUGGCAAGGUCACCAACCUGGAGCAGGUCUACUUGAGAGGAUCACAGAUCCGAUAUUUCAUUCUUCCAGACAUGCUGCGACAUGCGCCGAUGUUUAAGAAGAAGGGCCGUGGCGCGGGCCGUGGGGUUUAUGGGCCUGGAGGCAAGGGCCGUGCAAAGGGCCUGGCCCAGAGGGCACGCACUGCAGCAGCAGCCACGAGGAAAUAGGCGGUUUUGCUGAGAUGCGGCAUGACAGGGCAUUGUAUUGCUUGGCAGCUUUAUUGAAAGUGCACCCCGAGGCUG
Messenger RNA from Durusdinium trenchii, 478 nucleotides. The record is from the annotation of a GenBank genome assembly. NCBI's taxonomy places the organism in Eukaryota, Dinophyceae, Suessiales, Symbiodiniaceae.